Molecule: messenger RNA, 651 nt
Organism: Temnothorax curvispinosus
Lineage: Eukaryota; Metazoa; Arthropoda; Insecta; Hymenoptera; Formicidae
Product: lysine-rich arabinogalactan protein 19-like
Exons: 1
Coding region: 1-651 (216 amino acids)
Source: RefSeq, a predicted model, not a curated record
AUGGAGACAACCACGACCGAGAAAAGCAUCCUCGAGGAGAUCGAGGAACUCCUCGCCGAGCCCGUCGCUUACGACCCGGCCUGCCCGGAUUUCGGCACAACCUGGACGAAGCUGUUCAGCACGGGAUCCGCCGCCUCCGCUGCCGCCGCCGCCGAGGCCCCAAGACCCGCAACAGCUCCGCCGCCACGUAAAAACGUGCCAACGGUCGGAUGCAUGGUCCAGAGGUCGGACCACCAGCACCGACGAAAAAUGGAGUGGCUGACGACCCCGCCACCACCGAGGCCGGCCCGCCGCAUCACGGCAGCAACAUACUUGGCGCGCAAGACAAUCGCCGCCAAGCCGACGCCACCGCCGAUCGCACCACCGGCCAUACCACCGGCGGAACCACCGGCCGCGCUACCAGCCGCACCGCCUGCCGCACCACCAGCCGCCGAGGCGCAGGCACUCCGGCCCGUAGGCCCGCGGGAAACCCCGAAGAUCCCUGUGCUUGUGGAGCCGGGCCACAUCAUCUUGGUACCCCAUGGAGCCGUCCACAAUACACGAGAGUGGAAAACCACGGAGAGGGGCUACCGAUGGCAUGUCCGCUUCAAUCACGAGGGGACCGUCCGGAAGAUCCGGAAAUUACCGGCAAAACCGAGGACCCGGACCUGA